Messenger RNA from Helianthus annuus (common sunflower), 775 nucleotides. RefSeq names its product phospholipase A2-alpha. Gene Ontology annotation, molecular function: calcium ion binding; A2-type glycerophospholipase activity. Lineage: Eukaryota; Viridiplantae; Streptophyta; Magnoliopsida; Asterales; Asteraceae. The transcript has 4 exons. Gene Ontology annotation, biological process: phospholipid metabolic process; arachidonate secretion; lipid catabolic process. The record is from RefSeq and is a predicted model, not a curated record. Bases 125 to 577 code for a protein of 150 amino acids.
AUACCCCACCACUACCCCUCCUAUCCUAAUCCCCCCAAUCUCCUAUCCUCCAACCAUCUCUUCCUAUAAGUUAGAGUUUUUAUGCAAAACCAUGCUUCAUCUUUGAGUUCUAUUUACUUCUUCAAUGGCUUCAUCCUUCCUUCUUUUGAUUUCCAUUCUUACACUCAAUUAUUCUGCCAUUUCUCUUUUUGCUCUUAAAGUUGAUCUAGGUGGAGACACAGGUCUCAGUUUGUCUAAAGAAUGCAGCAAGAAGUGUGAAUCCUCCUUCUGCAAUGUGCCACCAUUGCUGAGAUAUGGAAAGUAUUGUGGGUUGUUAUACAGCGGAUGCCCUGGAGAGAAGCCUUGUGAUGAACUUGAUGCAUGUUGUAUGAAACAUGAUUCCUGCAUUUCAGCCAAUAAUAACAACUAUUUGAGCGAGGUUUGCAACAAGGGUUUGCUAGGGUGUGUGCAAAGGUUCAAGAAAGCAGGAAGCAAGACAUUUAAAGGCAACACAUGUGAUGUUAAUGAUGUCACAAACACCAUUAAUUCUGUUAUGAAUGCCGCACUUCUUGCAGGCAAAUAUAUUCGUAAACCUUAAUAUUGGCUGCAAAACCAACUGUCAUCAAGCAUAAAGAUGAUCUGAUGUGGUGUAAGGAUCGGUGUAAGUUGUGAAUGACGUGGACUGGACCCAACUUAACAAAGUUUGUUCUUCUGUGCAAAAUUUAAUUAAGCUAGUGCAUUUUGAUCCUGUUUCGUAGCUAGACAUAUUAUGAUAUUAUAUUGUGGUUGGUGUUGA